Caenorhabditis auriculariae is the source of this 2078-nucleotide messenger RNA. NCBI's taxonomy places the organism in Eukaryota, Metazoa, Nematoda, Chromadorea, Rhabditida, Rhabditidae. The record is from the annotation of a GenBank genome assembly.
AUGAACGAAAAGGCGCCACUGUUAAAUACGGACUUGAAUUCGAACAAUUACGGCUAUUAUGGACAAGGCGGCAAGGGCUCCUGGCUUCAGAGAAGGAGAAAAAGAAAGGCCAUCAAGGAGGUCAGUUUAAUGAACUUUUUGACUCUUUCUUCGAAGUUUCAGUACUAUGAAGACCUUGACCGACUGACUGGACUAUACGAAGAUGAUAUGGACCUGAUGCAAGGCCGCAAAAAGACUCAGGUUAUUUUAUUACUGAAAAAGAAAUUCGAAGCUUUUCAGAAGCCCAAACCUGCGAUGGACCGUUAUUUGGCUCGAGCGGCGAUUAUUCUCAACUUGGCAUUAGUUUGCGCAAACUUGACAGCGGCCUAUCUUUCUCACAGCUUGUCGAUUGUCAGGUUCAGAAUAAAAAAAAUCGAAGUUCUUAAUUUUUUAGAUCUUCUGUGUGUGUCGUUAAAAGUGAUGAAAAACAUCAUUUUCACCUUUUUUUUUUGCAUAAAGCCUAUUAAAAAGUUCUAACCGUUUUUUCUGAUUUCAACUUUUUGGGCGAAUACCCUAGACUUGCUCAUAUUUUUGAUGAUUCUCAUUAAUCAUUAGUUGAAACCCAUUUUGUUUUUAAAAAUUGUUUCAUUGAAGUACCUUCGUGGACUCGUUGAUGGACGUGACUAGCGGCGCGAUCCUCGGCGUUUGUUUGUGGCUCAUCGAAAACACGAACAGUUUCAAUUACCCCAGAGGAAGAGCAAGGUUUUUCCGAUCUAUAAAAAUCAUUUUUUCACUCAGAUAAUUUAAAGAUUGGAAUUACUUGGAGUGAUCUUGACGUCGAUCCUCAUGGGCAUCGCCAACAUGGUGAUCAUAGCGAAGUCGAUCUCAGUUAUCGUCAGCGGAGAUGUUGGUUUUUGGAAAGUAUUAACAAGAGCAGAUUGUGACGAGAAUGAAGAAUUUCGUACGAAAAUCUUCGAAAAACUGCAGAUCAACCCCGUCGUGAACCUUCCGACGCUGGCCAUAGUUUUGGGCGGCUCUGGAGUGAAGGCGAUUCUGAUGACGGUUUGUUUCAGACGAGGAUCGCCUUCGUCCGUGGUAUCAAGACUUUUCUUCCUUCGAACAAUGGAAAUAAACACGUGUAGGUCCUUGCAAUGGACAUGCGGAACGACAUUUUCACUUCUCUGGUGGGUCUGACCUCGGCCGUCAUCGCCGACAACUUCUGGAUCUACGCCGACCCGAUUGGAGCCAUCAUUGUCUGGUAACUCUCCUUCCUUCCAACUUCAGGAUUUCGAAGCCUUUCAGUGGUCUGAUAGCCCUUUCUUGGUUCCGCCACGCCGGCGAGUACAUCCCAAGCCUGGUCGGAAUCCGUGCUGAGCGGGAGCUUUUGAGUCGGAUUCUGAAAAUUGUGAUAGAACACGACGAUCGGAUCAAGUCAUUCACAAAACUGUGAAUAAUUUUAGCCUAGAAAUUUCAGAUGUGUCGACCACAUUAUGGUGUACCACACCGGCGUCGACGCCUUAGUUGAGCUUCACAUUGUUUUGGACGAGAACUUGCCUUUGAAAGUGAGUUUCUUGGUAUUUUAGCCCUGAUUAAGGUUGGUAAUAAUUUUUUGGUACGCAAAAGCGCUGUAAUUUUAAACUAAACUUAUGGUAUCAAGACUUUUCUGCCUUCAAACAACUUGAAUAAGGCUAAACUUUGGCUAAAUUUUCAGAUUUUCAGUAGGAGCCUCUUAGAAAACUUAUCUGGUUUGAAGAUUCAAAUAGGAAAAUGAAAAAUGAAAAAAACUGAAUACAGAAAGAAAUUUACUGAAAAUUCUAAACUUAAAUCUGUUUUCUACAGAAGCAAGCAGAGUGAAAAGAAAAAAAAUUUCGAAAACAAAAAAAGUUUUUUUUGAAACUACUCUCGAAUUUUUCAAUCUCACGGCGAUUCGGACCAGAAACCGAAAUAAGUAUGAUUCCAGGACCUGAGUGAAAUAUUGGAGUAAUAUCCUGUUUCAGAUCACACAUGACAUCUCGCACCCGCUGGAGAAAAAAUUGGCGCGUCUGGAGUUUGUCGAGAGAGCUUUCGUGCACUGCGACUAUGAUUGCGACGGCGACUGA